AUGGCGGGGGAGGGGCGGCGAACAGGAAGCGGGAAAACGGGGGCGGAACCGGGGAUGGAACUCACCACGAGCCAGCGAAUAGCGACAGGCUGCAGAGGCAAGGGAAUGGCGGAGCAUUCCGGGGCACUUAGGACGAAAAGCACGGUUCUCGGUGUUGACGGCAUAAAUACGGAAAUGCAUCUCGCUGGAAUGCUCAAGGAAAGGCCUUGA
Molecule: messenger RNA, 210 nt
Organism: Coccidioides immitis RS
Lineage: Eukaryota; Fungi; Ascomycota; Eurotiomycetes; Onygenales; Onygenaceae
Exons: 3
Coding region: 1-210 (69 amino acids)
Source: RefSeq, a predicted model, not a curated record